Coregonus sp. 'balchen' is the source of this 23610-nucleotide messenger RNA. Lineage: Eukaryota; Metazoa; Chordata; Actinopteri; Salmoniformes; Salmonidae. The record is from the annotation of a GenBank genome assembly.
AUGUCCGGGCUCAGAAGUCAGCUGACGGUGAGGCAUCAUAUAAACCCAGAGCUAGCUCCCACCCUGCAUUGCAGUGCUCACAACUGAACACAAUAUCCUGAUAAAGACACUCGAUAGGACAACACGGACUUCAACCGCGCAGUCAUGCUGUACUUCGCUCUGUUUUUCGUCUCCGCAGGUAAUAUGACACACGUUACAACGGAACGAUUUGAUUAGUGUAAUGUUAGCUAGCUACAUAGUUGUCUUUGUGUCAAAGAUAAAGGUGUAGUAUAGAGAAACUAUCGAGGUUAGCUAGCCAGAUACAUUCGUUCGCAGCGACGCCGUUUUUCAAACAAAGUCAACACCGCAGCCAUUGCUAGCUAGCCAACACUACCAGCACUGUAGCAACUACAUACGAUGUCAUUUUUAGUCAAUGAGAAAUUUUGCAACGUAAAGCUUCACUUCUCUGAACAUUCGAGAUGUGUAGUUCACUUGUGUAGCUAGCAUGACUGACUUUGUGCUAGCUAGCCAACGUUUUUAAUUAUUUCUGCGUUAUGAAAGGAACUAACUGUACUGUAGCUAAUGCCUGUUAGGUAACUUCCUGCUAGCUGGCUAACGUUACUAUAGCUACUGUAGCUAGCUAACGAUAGAUAUUUGGCUAGCCAGCAAGGUACUCUGACAAUGUUAGUUGUAGCUAGUCGCGAUUGAGUCACUUUUAGCCAACGGACACAAUGUUGUUACAGUAAUAAAAAAUUAAAAAAGCCACGAUAUAUAAUAUCAAAGCAACUCACGUUAACGGAUUUUAUAUCAGACAUUGGUGUGACGCAUUAGUUAGCUGAACAACAGAGUUGCUAGCCCUGCCAAUGUUUUUCUUACACCUGACCUGUUUUUUUUUUUACACCCGUCUGCACAUGUUCAUGGCAGUGAUGACACAACUGUUAUAUCACCAUGUAUUAUUGGAUAUCACACACUUGUGGUACAUGUAAACAAAACAGAAGUGUACAGUGAGUCUGUACUUCCCCUUUCUUAUGCAGAGAAUCUAUAUGGAAACAAAGUAUGGUUCUGUUUUCUUCCCAAAUCACACUCCCUCUAACCUGCUCCCCUAUUCAGUCUUUAAUUUAUAAUCACAUUUUAUUCUAACGGUAAAAUGCUUACUUAUGGGUCGUUCUUGAUGUAGUCCAUCCACGACGGAGUCAGCUUUGGACAGGCGCAUGAUAGGCCCACCUUUUUAAUGUAAACAAAUGCCGUCAUAUCCUCCUAGUUCAUACGGCCAACUACAUUCCUAAUGCAGCAGAGCCAAAACGGGGCAAAGUGUGUAGGACCGGUUGGCCAACCUCAUGUACAUGAGUGGGUAGGUAGGUGGGGGAGGGGCUGUACAUUCCUGUGGGAGAGACUACCUUCCUGUGAGAGACGAGACAUCAAGCCAACUCGCGUUAUAGACUUAAUAGCUGCUUAUUUAUAAUCAAAUAUGUUUACAUAGCUAGCGAGGCUAAUUGCGGCUGCAGUCCAUGCGCUUUCUCAUCCUACAGUUACUAAUAAUUCCAUUCAGAAUAUAAAGUAGCAGCCUACCUGUUGGCUCUUGGUCGUUGUAGCACUAUCCUUCUCCUUUUAACUGUUUUUAUUCUGUCAUUUUAAAUCUGUCUUCCAUUGAUUUAGAUAUCUCCUCACUUUUGCCACAUGGCUGCUCUGACUGUAGCUUAUUGCUGCGUUGAUGACUUGUGAUUGGCUAACAACAAGCUCCUCUCUGGUGACAAGCAAGAGCAGCAUCAUUCAGUUAUAAAAAUGUCUCUCUACUGCAGCAGUCUGUUAGGAUCUGUAUGGACCCUUCCAGACAAAAGGGUCCAUACUUCAGUUAAAGUUACACGUACCUGGGACCCGUGACUAUCAGAUCAGACCCGUGACUAUCAGAUCAGACCCGUGACUAUCAGAUCAGACCCGUGACUAUCAGAUCAGACCCGUGACUAUCAGAUCAGACCCGUGACCUUGUUUAGAAUUCUGGAUACGGACCCCCUCUCGGGUAUUUGGGAACAGGUUUCUCAGCGAAGACCUCUAGUACAGAGAUUUACAUUUUAGUCAUUUAGCAGACGCUCUUAUCCAGAGCAACUUACAUGAGCAAUUAGGGUUAAGUGCCUUGCUUAAGGGCACGUCGACAGAUUUUUCACCUAAUCGGCUCGGGGAUUAGAACCAGCAACCUUUCGGUUACUUGCACAACGCUCUUACCCACUAAGCUACCAGCCGCCCAUUAACGUUGUCUGGCUGCUACUAACUGAGCAAAGAUGAGAUGAUGAUGACUUUAAGGAACGAAAAAUAAUACUCAUAUAAAAUCUAUGUGAAAUAACAACUGAAAUGUUGUAUUAUUUCAUAGUAAUUUACUAUUCUAUUGAUGUCUACCCAAUGUGGAUCUGACAGACAAUGGAAUAUUUUCAAUGUUUUGACAAUGGAAUGUUCACCAUUUUUGGUUUUGAAAUGUCCAUUAAAAAGCUCAAAUUUGUCAUUAUUUCAUAAUGCAUUUCGAGUUUUAAAAAAAAUAUAUAUAUAUUUGAAAACACAAAAAAAAGUGCCUUUUUAUAAUAAUCCGACCUAGAAAUUUACUAAUCGCUCAGCACUAUGAUUCAGAGCCAGUCUUUUUGCUGAUUGCUACCUAAUACGUUCUCUAAAUCAAUCAUGCAGUCUGUCACGUCCCCUAUGGAACCCCUAUGCUAAAUAAGCAAAACUCACUUCCCUAUUGGCUAGUGUCAUUACAAUGGGCUUUGUUGUAAUAAACACGAACAAGCUUGUUACCUUUGCUCUAGUAUCCUAGUUUGAUCAGGAGAUCGAGAGGUGCUUAUUGCUGCUGUGACAAUGUGUUUUUUUAAAAAAAAAUUUAUAGCUAGCUUGUUCCUUGUUCCUUGUUGACUUGUGUAGUAUUUUGGAUUUGGAACACACUGUGAGAUAGCAACUGUCUAGUAGACGCUCCACUUCUUAUCACAGUGGGUGCCAGUUAUAUGAUUACUCAUAGUGCAAAAAGGGUCAGUGCAGAUAGCCACUAACUCUUUUGACUCCUCACAGACGCUGCUGCUACUGUUUUUAUUUUCUAUCCUGUUGCCUAGUCACUUUAUCCCUACCUAAUAUGUACAUAUCUACCUCAAUUACCUUGUACUCCUGCACAUCGACUUGGUACUGUCACCCUGUGUAUAUAGUGAAGUUAUCGUUACAUUUGCAUCAUUUAGCAGACGCUCUUGUCCAGAGCGACUUACAAAUUGGUGCAUUCAACUUAGGAUAGCAAGUGGGCCAACUACUUUUUUGUCUUUUUUUUUUUGUGGGGGGGGGUAGAAGGAUUACUUUAUACUAUUCUGUAGCAGUCAGGGGAUAGGCUAGCUGUAGGUGAUAGGCUAGCUGUAGCGGAUAGGCUAGCUGUAGCGGAUAGGCUAGCUGUAGCGGUUAGGGGAUAGGCUAGCUGUAGGGGAUAGGCUAGCUGUAGCGGUUAGGGGAUAGGCUAGCUGUAGCGGUUAGGGAAUAGGCUAGCUGUAGCGGUUAGGGGAUAGGCUAGCUGUAGGGAAUAGGCUAGCUGUAGGGGAUAGGCUAGCUGUAGCAGUAUUUUCUGCUGCUUUGUGCUGUCAUGUGAUGUUGAUUGAUUCACGUCUCAGUUGAGUGAUGUAGGCUACAAGCAGCUCUGAGGCAUGCUAUUAUGCUUCAUCAAACUCAAACGUAAGAUUAAACGUGGCUGGCUGUUUUUACUACAGGCCCAGUCAGUCAAGCUGUGGCCUGUUCCAGUCCUUGUGACGCUGUUUACUGUAAACUGCAGGCCCAGUCAGUCAAGCUGUGGCCUGUUCCAGUCCUUGUGACGCUGUUUACUGUAAACUGUAGGCCCAGUCAGAGUCAAGCUGUGGCCUGUUCCAGUCCUUGUGACGCUGUUUACUGUAAACUGCAGGCCCAGUCAGAGUCAAGCUGUGGCCUGUUCCAGUCCUUGUGACGCUGUUUACUGUAAACUACAGGCCCAGUCAGAGUCAAGCUGUGGCCUGUUCCAGUCCUUGUGACGCUGUUUACUGUAAACUGCAGGCCCAGUCAGAGUCAAGCUGUGGCCUGUUCCAGUCCUUGUGACGCUGUUUACUGUAAACUGUAGGCUAACAGAGCAGCACACUCUUAUAAUGUAGGCUGUUAUGAUGUUUCUCCCCCUUGUAAUGUUUCCAGAGUAGGUGGUUAAAAACGUUAUUUAUAAACUGGGUGGUUUAAGCCAUGAAUGGUGAUUGGCUGACAGCCGUGUUAUCAAACCGUAUUUACAUUUACGUCAUUUAGCAGACGCUCUUAUCCAGAGCGACUUACAAAUUGGUGCAUUCAACUUAUGAUAGCCAGUGGGACAACCACUUUUUUUUUGGUGGGGGAGGGGGUAGAAGGAUUACUUUUAUACUAUUCCAGGUAUUCCUUAGAGGUAGGCUUUCAAGUGUCUCCGGAAGGUGGUCAGUGACUCUGCUGUCCUGGCGUCGUGGGGGAGCUUGUUCCACCAUUGGGGUGCCAGAGCAGCGAAUAGCUUUGACACUGGUAUGAUAAAAGAUACAUUUUUACUGCUCUAAUUACGUUGGUAACCAGUUUAUAAUAGCAAUAAGGCACCUCAGGUUUGUGGUAAAUUACCAAUAUACCACGGCUAAGAGCUGUAUCCAUGCACUCCGGGUUGCGUCGCGCAUAAGAACAGCCCUUAGCCGUGGUAUAUUGGCCAUAUACCAUUCCCCUUGGGGCGUUAUUGCUUAAUUAUACUAUAAGAUCUAUGCUGACUCACUGACAUUCUCCAACGAGCAAAGCCUUUAUGAUAGUCAGACAAUGAUGAAACAUGUCCUUGUGAUCGCUAAGCCCAUCACGUCAUAUUGAGCAACAGCUUGUUUUUGUCUGCCCAGUCAUGUGACCUGACCGCUGAGGAGGGAAAUGGAGGGGUGGGUGGCUAUUAUCAGCAUGUGAACAUGUUGGGUUGCCUAAUGCCUUAGAUGCCUGGGUCGUGUUUCAUAGGGCGUACUGUAGAAAAAUGUUUUGCAACGUAAAAAAAAAAUGAAAAGGCGCGUUUCUCAUUGGACAAGUACAGAUAGUACCUCCCCCCUGUUCUGAAUGUUUUGUUGCUUACUUAAACACAUUCCCUGUCAUGUCUGCUAUCUCUCGUCAGGCUGCUAUCACAACGACCCACUCCAUACGGGUCCAGCCUCAGCAUGUAGGCUAUUGAUCCAGCACCACUAGGCUAACUAUGGAAUGUCUGCUGAGUAAUCGGUUCCUUUUGUCACAUGAUUAACCAUCUAUCACAUUGAUGGUUUUAUUUGGCAGCGGCUGUGUAUCCAUCAGCUUCUCUGGCGUUCCUCUCUCGGUCAAUGCAACAUUUUGGCCUUACGUGCCUGAAUCUGACAUCCCCAGAAUAUUUUUCAGCAUCUCGGCAAAUACAUAAUCUUGUAGGCUAAACCUUCUCCUUCUUUGCAGAUGGUUUCAUGACCGUUGGUCUGUGUUAUGCUUUUCCUUUUCAAGGCCAACUGUGAAAUAUAUUGCUGUUUUUGUUUAUAACCUAGCCAUUGAUACCAAGUGACUUGUUUUCUCCAGCUGAAGGAGUAUUGGACAUUGACCUAGCUAUGACUACUGUCUAGGUCGAACAGAGUUGGGUUGCUGCUUUCCUCUGGUUUCACAGGGUUUCUUGGUAGGAUCUGUUUCCAUAAAACAUUUGCUUCAUUUCUUUAUCCCAGAGGCCAAUAUGAGGAUGUUUGAUUCUGAACAGAUAAGGAACCACAAACCACCACCUCUCUCUCUCUCGCGCUCCCUCUCUCUCUCUGUGUAGGCUAGCUUACUAACCUAUGGACAAUGGUGACCUGGGUCAUGUUUAGACGCCAAAUGGAACAACCAUGUUUAGAAAAUGAGUCAAACAGGGAGGCAGCAUAGCAUGCCGUCUGGAGUUAUCUCCAAUAAGACGCUGCCGUUUUCUGCUGCAAAAGGUUUUGCUAGCCUGAUUUUUACCGGACCUUCAGUUCAGGCAUUGUUUCAGGGGACUGGUGGGUCAGGGCAGCAGCGACAGUCGGAAGGCUUUGGCUGUGUAUGUAAUGUGGAACCUACAGUACAUGGCAUGCUAAAGUGAAUUGGGAAAGUGCGCGACCCAGGAUUUGUCUUGUUUUGAUGUGUAUGUGCUGGUUUUAUACAACUACAUUAACCUUUUUACUGCCAUGACAUCCACUUCAGGGGAAAUCAGUUUGUCUUUAACUUGUUUUGUCUUAGGCCUAGAUUGCUGUUGCGUAAUCUAAGCCAUUGCAGUAGUCAUUUUAAAGAAGCCCUGUUUGCAAUAAGGUCACUAUGGGUGUUUCUCAAUAUGCACACUACCGCGCUCCACUCUCAUGCUCCGAGGAUGUUCUCUUGUAUAUUCUUGUCAGGACGAGAGUGUAUAUAACUAAUAAAACAUUACGUUUUGAGAAGCACUCUCAUGCCCCCUACUGUAUUACCUCACGCUGCACCUCCCCGUUCACUGGGUAGCUAGCUAGCCAGUUAACCCUAUUGACUUACUAUGGACUUACCCAUUCACUGAACCUUCUUCCAGCCGGGACGACGGCAACAACCGAGAGGAACAAGAAAUGCACAAAGCAAACGUUUUUACAUCGUGACUAUCAGCUAGCUAUAUGUGAAUUGUAAUAAUCUUGCUAACCAGAUAGUUUAACAGGCAAUGACCUAAAACUAAUGUUAUGCACAGUAGAUGGCAAUUCGUGGGUAGCUAGCUGCCAGUUCUUCGUGGCUAUCUAGCUAGCUAAGCCUUAUUGACUAACUAUGGCCUUGUGGUCUACAUAGCCAUUUAACGUUAGCCCUAGUGUUGUAGGCAGGUAAACAUGCAAAAAUUAACACUAUGUAAUUAUUAACAUAUCUAGAUAAAUAUAUUUUAUUUGGGCAACAUUUCAUUCCAAAGUCAGUUUAUUUUCUCUCACCUCAGCUAAAAUAAUGGCCGCCAUUGAUCUCAAUAAAUGUUAAAUUACGCAAACUAAUACUUUAUUUUAUUAUACAUAUUAAUAAACAUUGUUUUGCCCUUUUUUUCGUGACAUCCAAUUGGUAGUUAGUCUUGUCCCAUCACUGCAACUCCCCUAUGGACUCGAGAGGCGACGGUCGUGAGGCAUGCAUCCUCCGAAACACUGACCCUGCCAAGCCGCACUGCUUCUUGACACAUUGCUCGCAUUACCCCGGAAGCCAGCCGCACCAAUGUGUUGGAGGAAACACCGUCCAGCUGGUGACUGAAGUCAGCUUGCAGGCGCCCGGCCCACCACAAGGAGUCGCUAGUGCGCGAUGGGACAAGGAAAUCCCGUCCGGCCAAACCCUCCCCUAACCCGGACGACACUGGGACGAUUGUGCGCCGCCUCAUGGGUCUCCCGUUCACGUCCGGCUGAUGAGAGUCAUCUAAAUAUGUGGCUUUAUCUCCUAGCUAUAGGACAGACACUUUAACACCGUAUUCCUUAGGAUUUCUUUUUGACUCUGUUUUGACAUUUUAUUAUGCGUUUCUAUGGCUAUAGCAGUAAAGGCCCAAAUCAUUUAGAGGUUAAUUUAUGUUUUACUGUAGGCCUACUUCUAAUCCAAUGACUGGCUCAGUUGGUAGAGCAUGGUGCUUGCAACGGCAGGGUUGUGUGUUCGAUUCCCACAGGGGACCAGUACGAAAAUGUAUGCACUCAUUGCUUUUACUGUAAGUCGCUCUGGAUAAGAGCGUCUGCUAAAUGACUAAAAUGUAACAUACUAUGUUAAUCCAAGAAUAGGGCAGUGUAAUUUUUCAAACACUUUUUGUGUAACACUUUUCUGUUACACUGACCAACAGUUUGGGAUAGAUUAAACAUAUUUGAUUUUUCUCUCUCUUUUCUAGCCGUCGCCACCCCCCUGUUGGGGACUGAACAGUGUGCCCGUGGUCCCCACUACUGGUGCCACAAUGUGAAGACUGCCUCCAUCUGUGGCGCCGUAGUCCACUGCCAGCAGAACGUAUGGAACCAGCCCCAGAUGGUGAGACACUAGCCUGCUUUAUCUAGCAAGUUAUUGACUUAUUGAAGGGGGAAAGGUCUAGACCGGCGUUUCACAAACUCUGUCCUGAGGCCCCCCCCCCCCCCGGGUACACAUUUUAGUUUUUUGCCCUAGUGCUACACAGCUGAUUCAAAUAAUCAAAGCUUGACGAUGAGUUGGUUACUUGAAUCAGCGGUGUAGUGCCAGGGCAAGAACCAAAAUGUGCACGGGGGGGGGAACGCUGGACUAGACCCACGUCUUUACCCUGUGUAAAAUGGCUGAACAGUGGGCAUUGUUUAUCCCGACCUUUGGUUUUCUUACUCUAAUCAUCUCCCUCCUGCUGUUUCAGAAAUCCGUGCCAUGUGACCUGUGUAAGGAGGUGCUGGCUGUGGUGGACCAGCUGCUGAAAGACAAUGCUACCGAGGUCAGUCAUGGAGGAUGAAUGUGGGGAAAGUUCCACCAUUUUUGUUGUUAUUGCUGGAAAAACCAAUUCAUGCUCUGCCAAAGAACAAUUUUGGCUUUCUUCCAACCAGCGUACACACAAUCGGUGCAUAUAUGCCGGAACUGUUUUCCAGUCCCCAAAUUGAGUUCAUAAGACGCAACCGUUCCUCUUGAGUAGUUGGAUAGCAGUCGUUCUCCCAGAGGGAGAGGUUAGAUCGACAACAGCUGGUGAAGACAGACAAUGUGUUCUGAGGCUGUGAGAUCUCUUAAGUGUGUGUGUUUUCUAGGGUGAGAUCCUGGGCUACAUGGAGAAGGCCUGUACCUUGAUCCCUGACAAGAGCCUGUCUGCGGAGUGUAAGGAGCUGGUGGACAGCUACUACCCCAUCCUCGUGGGUAUCAUCACUGGAGAACUGGUACGUACUAUAGACCUAUAAUAACUGGACUGUUAACAGCCAUAACAUGAUUUUUUUUUUUUUUUUUAUUAAAACAUUCCUAUGAAAGAUUUUCGGUGUUAGACAGCCAAAUCACAGCUGAACUGAUAAGCAAAAAGUUGACUGGAUGCCUGUUGGCCCUGAUAUCUACCAUACAGUUUAGUCAGAGGACCGUAAUCUGUUGUGACUGAAUGGAGAUAUUAGAUUUUGCAAAAAGUUUUAUAACGUUUGACAAUGAGGUAAAGCAACAUUUUGAGGACCACUUGAUGAGAGAUGACACGUUCUAUAAUCCUACGCAUUGAAUGUUGUCACUACAGGACACCACUGAAGGUGCUUGGCGUGAGACUGGCAUAGGCAUUAGAUCUGAUUUUUAAGAGUUUGAGCUCUCUGGAGUAAAGAUCAUUUAUUGUUAAGUAAAACGUAUUCCUUUAUCAGACUCCAUCUGUCUGUUGUGACACAAAGGGGCAACACAGUGGAGCUUGUUUGUGUGUGUGUGGGCUGGGGACUAGUGAAGGAGAGGCAUUUAGGAUGCUCGCUAGUGGGUGCUCUGUUCACACAGACAGACUGCUCUUUGUGGGCCUCUACUGCUUCCUGUGACUGACAGGCUAAAUGCUGCAUCCUCUAUAGUUCAACCCGCUAUGGCUAUUGCACCAGAUGGACAGCAAUACAUAUAGAUGAUUUUAAGACUGUUCCUGGACACAAACACUUACAGUGGAGAUUCUUUUUUUAGUCCUGGAGUAGCCCUAGUCUGGGUCUGAAGUGGAAAACUGACCCUGAGAGUUACAUUGUUGUGUGUGUCACAGAAUGUUGGUUGCACCUUUUUUUAAUUGGGGAGGACGGACUCAUGGUAAUGGCUGGAACUAAAUAAAUGGAAUGGUAUCGAAGUCGUCAAACGUUUGAUUCCAUUCCAGCCAUUAUUAUAAUAAGCGGUCAUCCCCUCAGCAGCCGUGUGUGUGAGGAACAGUAGUGAGUUAAUGGUGGCGUGGUAGUGAGACGUGCAUGUUGUAGUGACCCUAAAGUGGGUGCUGAUUCUGGGUUCCAGGAGGACCCCCAGGUGGUGUGUGGCGCCAUGGGUCUGUGUGAGACCCAGCAGGCAGCUCUGGCCAGGCUGGCUGAACUCCAGUCCAACCAGAUCCCCCAGCUCACGUCCAAUGAGAUCCCUCGGGUAGACCUGGCCCAGAGGGUCGCCCCCUUCCUCCUCAACGUCCCUGGGCUCCUCUACCCCCAGCAGGAAGCUGCCCCAAAACAGCAGGAAGCUGCCCCAAAACAGGUACAUGGUCAUACGUCUUUGUGACGUCUGAAAGGGCUUUACGGAGAGAGAGAGAAAAAAUAGAUUCUGCAUUUGAUUUCCUAUUACACCUAAUCUAGAUGCACCUGGGUUGUGUUCAGUAGGGCACAAAGUACCAAAUUGUUUUGCAACGGAAAACUGAAAUCAGUGCUCUCAUUGACAAAUUCUGUCUGUACCGCCCCAUUUCAAAACAUUCCCCUACUGAACACGACCCGGUACCAACUUUAAACUACUACUGAUUCAUAUUGGUAUGUGUGUAGAGGUAACUGCUACUCCUCAUUCACUAGUGAAUGUCUUCUGUCCCCUGUAGGAGAGUGGAGACGUGUGUGAGGACUGUGUGAAGUUCAUCACAGACACCCAGGACGAGGCUAAGAGCAACUCCACCUUCGUCAACUCUCUGAUCGAACAGAUCCAGAACCAGUGUGACCUGCUGGGACCUGGCAUCUCUGACCUGGUGAGAGGACUAGUUAUCUAGUUAGUUACAGAUCCAGAACCAGUGUGACCUGCUGGGACCUGGCAUCUCUGACCUGGUGAGAGGACUAGUUAUCUAGUUAGAUACAGAUCCAGAACCAGUGUGACCUGCUGGGACCUGGCAUCUCUGACCUGGUGAGAGGACUAGUUAUCUAGUUAGAUACAGAUCCAGAACCAGUGUGACCUGCUGGGACCUGGCAUCGCUGACCUGGUGAGAGGACUAGUUAUCUAGUUAGUUACAGAUCCAGAACCAGUGUGAUCGCUGACCUGGUGAGAGGACUGGGUUUUAUAACAAGGGAGGACAGAGAAAUACAAUUUAUUUUCACUAGAGUGAAAUAAAUUGGCUUUCUUACCCAAGAUCAGGGCUCUCCAACCCUGUUCCUGGAGAGUUAGGUUAAUUACAACUGGGGUUGGAGCGAAAACCUACAGGAGGGUAUCUCUCCAGGAACAGGGUUGGAGUUAAAACCUACAGGAGGGUAGCCCUCCAGGAACAGGAUUGGAGAGGCUUUAUUUAAAAAUAUUCUUGCAUAUAUCUCCUUAACAAAUAUAUAUAUAUUUCCCUUUAUUACUUUCCAACCCCGCCACCCCUUCCCUACUUGGGGUAAACUAGUGAACAACAAUGCUUAGGCCUCUACUUCCAGCUUAUACAUACUAUCUACAUUUUAUGGACACAGUCAAUUUUACAAUAAUUCUAUUUUGUCUGUUUUUACUCCUGAACUUGCUCUACCCUCAACCUCCGAUCAUUUUCAUGACGUCCAUCCGGUUUGCUUCGAUCUUUCUGGAGAGGCUUGCGGCCUAGUACUUUUAAUCUAUGAAGCUAGGAGAGCACAUGGUUAUAAAAUGUCCUGUCCUCUCCUGUGUUUCAGUGCAAGCAGUACGUCAGCCAGUACGCUCCUCUCAUUGUCCAGGAGCUUAUGUCUAUGGUGAGUAACUCCUCCUUCUACGUGAUCUAAGUUCCAGCGUUAAACCAUUUAACAAUACCUCUCAUCAUUUAGCCCAUAGUUCUGCGUAAUAUUACCAGUGGUGUAAAGUACUUAAGUAAAAAAUACUUUAAAGUACUUAAGUUUUUCUGGGUCUGUACUUUACUUCACUCCUAAAGAAAAUAAUGUACUUUUUACUCCAUACAUUUUCCCUGACACCCAAAAGUACUCGUUAGAUUUUGAAUGCUUAGCAGGACAGGAAAAUGGUCCAAUUCACACACCUAUCAAGAGAACAUCCCUGGUCAUCCCUACUGCCUCUGAUCUGGUGGACUCACUAAACAUAUGCUUAGUUUGUAAAUGGUGUUGUAGUGUUCCCCUGGCUAUCCGUAAAGAAAUAAAAAAUCAACAAAUUUGUGCCGUCUGGUUUGUUUAAUGUAAGGAAUUUAAAAAUGAUUUAUACUUUCGAUACUUAAGUACAUUAUAGCACAAUAGAUCCAUUUAGCCCAUACCACUACCCCACCUAGCCUGCUGAUUUCAUUCAUCUUUAAUCACUCGUUUUAUUUGUAUUCUUCCCUCUCUCCUCAUCCCCUCCUCCAUUCAUGUACCUCUUUUUGCUCUCUCUCCCCCUGCUCUGGGGUUGCUCUCUGGUCUCCAGGAACAGGUAGGUCUCUCUCUGUGUUCAGCUUUGAGUCUCUCACCCUUCAGGCUGUGGCCACACAGUGACUUGGAUCAAAUUGUAUUACGCAUUCAUCACUGUUCGAUUUUAGGAUUUUUUUUUUGUCCUGCAAAAGUUCCAGUUACAUAUGCAUUAAGGCCGACAUAUGUGGGUUUUUUAAAUUUGACAAGACAAUCCUGUCCAUUGUCCAUCCUUCAACGGAUGACGCCCAUUGAAAAAACUAUCUAUUUUUCAGACACACAAUCUGUCUGCCCACAGCCUUAGCAUCUGCUUCCUGUACUGUCUGCCCACAGCCUUAGCAUCUGCUUCCUGUACUGUCUGCCCACAGCCUUAGCAUCUGCUUCCUGUACUGUCUGCCCACAGCCUUAGCAUCUGCUUCCUGUACUGUCUGCUUCCUGUACUGUCUGCUUCCUGUACUGUCUGCCCACUAGUGCCACUUACUUUAAAUAGUCACCUUGACUGCUCUAGAACUGUGUCCCAAUGUUGUUCUGUUUAUUUGUGCUGGAUGCAAAUCAUCUUUAGGUUGAAAGCCAUCAAGCUUCUUUUGGAAAUAUAUUUUAUGUGCAUGUCUUGAUACUAGACUGCAGAUGGGUCAAUGUAAUGUUUUCUUCCUCUUUUCAUGCCACAAACAUGAAUGACUGUCACUACCAAAAUGAUAGUCUUAAUGCCUCAUUAGUGUCUGCAACCAUCUGAACUGGGUGCAUAUUGCCCUAUGCACACCUCUGGCUCUAGAACCAUUUUACAAAGAGACUUAUGGGUUGGUGGCUUAGACUGUGUAUUGUAUGGGUACUUAUUGUGAGGGCAGUGUGUGGGUUUUAAAAUUUGAUUGCAUGAUAACACUGUAGAACGUAUAGCAUGGCUCGUCAUCCUAACAGCAUGUGAUGAAACAUUUUCUGAGGUAUGAAUGUAUCCAAAUGUCCAUUCUGACAUUCUCCCCCCCCCCUCUCAGCAACCCAAGGAUAUCUGUGCCUUCGCUGGCUUCUGCUCUGCUGAUGUGAAGAGCUCUGUCCCCAUGAUGAAGCUGGUGGCCGCCAAGGCCAUCCCCGUUGCCAAGGCCAUCCCUGCUGUCAAACUGGUUCCUGCCACUAAGAUGGAGGCUGCCAAGCCUGCCAAGGUAGGGUCACUUCCUGAUACUAGCAAGUGCACUGGCCACGUUGAACACCUCGUUUAUUUUUUAUUAUUUUUUUCAAACGUGUAUGAACUGAACAAGCGAUCAGUCAUGACAGACACUGUUCAUCAUCAAUGUAAAGACACUGGACUCUUCAGAGUACUACCUGCAGUAACAACAUUUACUGGACUCGGCAUUCAGCUUUCCAAAAUCUAGAUUGUCUGGAAAUGUAUUUAUUUCCAAUCUCACGGAUCUUGGGGUACUGGGUAUUGCUAUACAUUUACAUUUUAGUCAUUUAGCAGACGCUCUUAUCCAGAGCGACUUACAGUUAGUGCAUACAUUAUUAAUUUUUUCAUACCCCCUGUGGGAAUCGAACCCACAACCCUGGCGUUGCAAACGCCAUGCUCUAUCAACUGAGCUACUAUACUAACUAACUUGUAUUUUUCUGUAGAACAUGGUCCGUGCCCGUGACUCGCCCCAAUGUGGCGUAUGUGAGUUCAUGAUGAAGGAGGUGGAGACCAUGCUGGAGGAUGAGCAGACUGAGGUAGGUCACCCCAACAUGUUGCUCAGGAGUCAUGACCUGCUAGAAAACACUGACUGUGGUAAAGUACUAAAGGGUUUCAGGUUCAAACAGGAGUAGACUGAAACAUCACGCUGUUUUUUUUUUUUUUUAACGGAGUUAGAAAUUAUAGUUUUAUCAUGUAAAAAGUGAUUGCGCUCCACCUCGGGCAUGCUGGAUGAUGAAGACGGAGGUAAGAGACCAUGCUGACCAUAACAAGCUCUGAUCAGUUCGCUUGUCUUCAGGGACUGGUUUGUCUCAACUUGUCUUUUAUCAGAAUGAUCCGGAUUCUGUAAUCCCCCCUUUUUUUUUUUGCUAUCCAGGAUCAGAUCGAUCUGGCGGUUUUUAAGAUGUUUUUGAUUGAAAAAUAAUAAUUCUGAUCCAGAUACCACAAUAAUGAAGAUGACAGAAUCUGGAUUGUCAGUGCUUUGAACGGGCCUCGCCAUCUACUGGACAGGUUGUGGUAUUACUUCUACACGGUCGUAGGGAAACCGAUGAGGGAACUACAUGAAUAAAGAUGCCUUGAUUAAAAAUAAUAGAGCCUAUAUAUCACUUAGAAGUCAGUAGAUGCAUUUAUUUAACACUUCUCAAUAUAACACUAAUAUCACCAGCUCACUGGAUAACUCAAAUAAUUCUAAACACAAAUCCAUAUUGUUCAGAAGUCCACUGAAAAUACAACCCCCAAUAUCUUUCCAGUGAAUGCACAGUUUUCUGUGGGCACGGUCACUUGAUCUGCUGUUCAACUAGUCUGUUUUUCUGGCCUCUUUCCCCUUCAUUUGAGUUUUGAACAACGCAAAAAAAAAAAUUUUUAAUCCUGAUUUAAAGGGGAGAUCGGAUUACCAUAUCCCUAUCCGGAGGAUCAGAAUCUAAUUUUUCAGUUUUGAAAAACGGAAUUCUAUCUGAUUGGAGAAAUCCUAGCAGGUAACUUAAAAAAAAAACAAAAAAAAAAAACAGAAACUAUUCUGUCUGCAAUGUACAGCCUGAAUGAAUUAGUUGAUUCUCUUAAGUGAGUCAUUCGCAACCCUAACAAUGUUAUAUCUUAUUACAGUUUAUCUUCAUAAAUCUUCCUUAGGCCAAGUGUUCUUCUCUGUGUCAAGGACGAACAAGAACCUGUUUUAUAAUGCCUCUGGUCUUUGAACACGCAUUACUCUGACCCUGUGUGAUGGAUGGCUAAACGCAUUACUCUGACCCUGGUGUGAUGGAUGGGAACACGCAUUACUCUGACCCUGGUGUGAUGGAUGGGAACACGCAUUACUCUGACCCUGGGUGAUGGAUGGGAACACGCAUUACUCUGACCCUGUGUGAUGGAUGGCAGGAUGUUAUUUGUUCAAGCAGCAGUGGAUAUUGUUUCGCCAAGCUGCUGUCGUAUGAGAAUUGUCUCAACUGAAUAAAUGGUGUAUGGUCAAUGACUAAACUAGGAGAUGAAAGGAACAUCUAUCACAUGUAUUUAUAAAGGCCUUUCCAUCAGCACGUCACGGUGCUUUACAGAAACCCAGCCUAAAACCCCAAACAGCAAGCAAUGCAGAUGCACAGUGGCUAGGGGAAAAACUCCCUAGAAAGGCAGGGAACCUAGAGAAACGAGGCCCAGUGGUGGCCAGUCCUCUUCUGGCUGAGCCGGCCCAGUGGUGGCCAGUCCUCUUCUGGCUGAGCCGGCCCAGUGGUGGCCAGUCCUCUUCUGGGCCUCAGCCCUGUAAUCUAAGUCUCUCCUUUCCUCCCCUUCUCAGCAGGAUGUGGUGCAUGCUGUGGAGAAGGUGUGCUCUGUGCUGCCCUCCUCCCUGUCGGCCCAGUGUAAGGACCUGAUUGAGGCCUACGGCCAGGCCAUCAUUGAGCUGCUGGUACAGGAGGCUGACCCCAAGACUAUCUGCACCGUGCUGGGGCUCUGCAAGGACGCCAGCCGCGCCUUCAUCCGUGAGUAGAGUGGUUAUCAUCCAACGUGGGGUCUGAAAGGAAGUGAACGUGGGGUCUGAAAGGAAGUGAACGUGGCGUCUGAAAGGAAGUGAACGUGGGGGUGGUUCUAAGUAGGGUACACCAAAACGCAGUACAAUGGGAAGCACAUUUACUCAUUUUUCUUGGUUCAUCUCUUUAGCGGUUCUGGACCAGGCCCAGGUUGAGGCGGGUGGUUUCUGUGACGUGUGUAAGAUGGCUGUGCGGUACAUCGACGGGAUCCUGGAACAGAACGCCACAGAGGCACAGAUCGAAGACGCAGUCAGGAAAGUCUGCAGCUUUGUCCCAGAGGCCGUGAGGACCGAGGUGAGUUUAGGGACUCUUGAAAGCAGAGGCAAAUAUUACUGAGUGGACCAUCCUGGUUAAAUAAACAUGUGUUAACCACUUCUCCUCCAGUGUGACCAGCUGGUUGAGCAGUCUGUGACUCUGUUAACCACUCUCUGUCUCUCUCCUCCAGUGUGACCAGCUGGUUGAGCAGUCUGUGACUCUGUUAACCACUCUCUGUCUCUCUCCUCCAGUGUGACCAGCUGGUUGAGCAGUCUGUGACUCUGUUAACCACUCUCUCUGUCUCCUCCAGUGUGACCAGCUGGUUGAGCAGUCUGUGACUCUGUUAACCACUCUCUCUGUCUCCUCCAGUGUGACCAGCUGGUUGAGCAGUCUGUGACUCUGUUAACCACUUUCUGUCUCCUCCAGUGUGACCAGCUGGUUGAGCAGUCUGUGACUCUGUUAACCACUCUCUGUCUCCUCCAGUGUGACCAGCUGGUUGAGCAGUCUGUGACUCUGUUAACCACUCUCUGUCUCCUCCAGUGUGACCAGCUGGUUGAGCAGUCUGUGACUAUGUUAACCACUCUGUCUCCUCCAGUGUGACCAGCUGGUUGAGCAGUCUGUGACUCUGUUAACCACUUCUCCUCCAGUGUGACCAGCUGGUUGAGCAGUCUGCGACUCUGUUAACCACUCUCUGUCUCCUCCAGUGUGACCAGCUGAUUGAGCAGUAUGAGCCCAUGCUGGUUCAGCUCCUGCUGCAAAUGUUGGACCCUGACUUUGUCUGCAUGGUGAGCACUGGAAUUUUAAUUUAAUUUCUUUUAAUAUAGAAAAAGGGCAUCGGGAGAGUAAUGAUGAGGGUGAAAUCUACAGAAUAAAAUAUAUUGUCAAGGCUCUGAGUUAGUAAAAAGGAAUUCAGUUAACUGACUUGCCUGGUUGAAUGAAUACUUCCGUUACCUGAAUGCUAGUGUCUUGACAGUGGGCUCUGUGGUUGUUCCUGGUUACAGAAGGUGGGGGUGUGUCCUGAGGCAGUGCGAAGGCUUCUGGGUAUGGAGCAGUGUAGCUGGGGACCCGCCUUCUGGUGCAAGGAUAUGGACACAGCAAAACGCUGCAACGUGAGUACUGACUUAGAACAUACAGUCACUAGUCUGCACUGCAACCUGAACUCUUCCUGUCCACACAGUCCAUCUCAUAGUAACAACCGCAGUGAUCAGUGUUUCAUUCCAGGAAUGACCUGAAAAAUAGUUUUAUUAUCUGUGAUAAAAAAAUUAAAAAGCAAUACAAAUGUCUGCUCUAUGAAACUGUUAUUCUGGCUAUUCAUUACGAUUGGCCCGGGAAGCAUCGCUCAUCCAGACCUGUUCUUAGUCGUGUGUCUAAAGUACUGCUGAAUAUCACCGGAUGUAAACUAAAGGAUGAAACUAUCCCUUAGGGAAGGCCAUCUCGGUCUGAUCUGUUGGUCUUGUCUGUCCUCUGUCUGAUCUGUUGGUCUUGUCUGUCCUCCGGCUGAUCUGUUGGUCUUGUCUGUCCUCCCCAGGCGGUGGCACACUGCAGACGUCACGUGUGGGAAUAGAUCGGAGGAGAACGCCUACCUAAAUCUGAACCUUUGGGAAAUAUAAGGAGGAACACUAGCGCUGCUUUUAGUUUUAAAUCAAUGAAUACAUGUCACCGGUUUUUUAAGGUUUUGCAGUUGUUUAAUUUAAUCGUCCGAUUUUUUUUUUUUUUUUUUUUUUGAAGGGAGUGGGUGGGGAAGCCAUUUUCAGUUUGUUGAUGGGGGGGGGGGUGGGGUGAGUAUGUGUGGUUCUAGAGGGAAACUGACUGUUUAGUUACUGGGACAAACCUCCAAACAGGUGGUCGUACUGAUUAUGUUAAUAUACCUGGUUUGUGUAAUGCUCUCAUUAGAUAUAUUCCACGUUGCACACGUUAAACCUGGUCCUGGACUGAAAGCACUAUAUAAAUGGAAUGCUUCUUAGUCCAAGGCUAGGCUUAAUCUCUGUCCAUGAAACUGGCCCGUGAAGCAGACCGGUGGGAAGGUGGAUACUGCUGUGUCUGUGAAAGAGGGCUCGGAGACCCCCACCCCCAGUUGAAUUUUAGGGAAUCUCACCUUCGACCUCAGACCAGCUCUUUACCCUACCAGUGACUGCAAAUGGAAGAACCUGCUCGGACAGCAUCUAACCUACCUUCCUGGGAUAUUUUCAGUCUCAUCUCCUAAAGCAAGUUAAUCUCUUAUUUUGUAGAAACCAUUGAAUUGUGUUUAUUCUUGUUUAUUUUCUGUAUUACAUGAGCUUAUUUGAGAGUAAAGAUUGGGUGGGUCUGAAAUGAGUGGGCGGUUCCACUGGUGCUACAGUGAAACCGAGUGUUCUAUUCUAAAAUGUGCUGUCCCCCUCCCCAAUGCCCUGUGCUCCCCCCCCAAUGCCCUGUGCUGUCCCCCCCUCCCCAAUGCCCUGUGCUGUCUCCCUCCCCAAUGCUGUCCCCCCCCAAUGCCCUGUGCUGUCCUCCCCCCCCCCCCCAAUGCCCUGUGCUGUCCUCCCCCCCCCCCCAAUUUUUGCUAAUCAAUGUUUCUAACGUAACGAUGGAGAGCUUGUUGUCCAGUAAUCAGUCAGACUGAGACAGAAAUAAACUGUUCAGACUGAGACAGAAAUAAAAUGAUCCCCAAAUCCACUUGGUUUUUCUAAUUUGUCGUAUUCAUUAGUGCAAACUAAAACAUUUCAACAACCUUCUUUCUUAUUGGCUAAUAAGUUCAGGGAGUCCCUCCCCUGUUUCGGUUUGGUGUCUAGUAUGAAAAUCUGUUUGCAGCACACAGAAGCUGUUUGAGCCACUAAAAUGCAAUGUAUAUUGAACCCUACCAGAACUUGGGGGGGGCUUGAAUAAACAGAAAUUGAUCCUAUGGCCUCUAGAGCAAUUAGGGCUGGACAAGACAAUAUGGCAGAAUGAACAGCAUAACCGAUGAAGUGAGGAAAGAGGACAUUUUUAUUUUUACAACCAGGAAAUGUAGGGGAGAACAGGGUGAUGGAAAACAAUAGAUUUAACUGUUUGUAUCUUGCCAGAUAUCAUAAACAACACGUCAUUAGGUAUCAUAUCAUAAACAACAUGUCAUUAGGUAUCAUAUCAUAAACAACACGUCAUUAGGUAUCAUAUCAUAAACAACACGUCAUUAGGUAUCAUAUCAUAAACAACACGUCAUUAGGUAUCAUAUCAUAAACAACACGUCAUUAGGUAUCAUAUCAUAAACAACACGUCAUUGGGUAUCAUAUCAUAAACAACACGUCAUUGGGUAUCAUAUCAUAAACAACACGUCAUUGGGUAUCAUAUCAUAAACAACACGUCAUUGGGUAUCAUAUCAUAAACAACACGUCAUUGGGUAUCAUAUCAUAAACAACACGUCAUUGGGUAUCAUAUCAUAAACAACACGUCAUUGGGUAUCAUAUCAUAAACAACACGUCAUUGGGUAUCAUAUCAUAAACAACAUGUCAUUGGGUAUCAUAUCAUAAACAACAUGUCAUUGGGUAUCAUAUCAUAAACAACACGUCAUUGGGUAUCAUAUCAUAAACAACACGUCAUUGGGUAUCAUAUCAUAAACAACACGUCAUUGGGUAUCAUAUCAUAAACAACACGUCAUUGGGUAUCAUAUCAUAAACAACACGUCAUUGGGUAUCAUAUCAUAAACAACACGUCAUUGGGUAUCAUAUCAUAAACAACACGUCAUUGGGUAUCAUAUCAUAAACAACACGUCAUUGGGUAUCAUAUCAUAAACAACACGUCAUUGGGUAUCAUAUCAUAAACAACACGUCAUUGGGUAUCAUAUCAUAAACAACACGUCAUUGGGUAUCAUAUCAUAAACAUGUCAUUGGGUAUCAUAUCAUAAACAUGUCAUUGGGUAUCAUAUCAUAAACAACAUGUCAUUAGGUAUCAUAUCAUAAACAACACGUCAUUAGGUAUCAUAUCAUAAACACGUCAUUAGGUAUCAUAUCAUAAACAACAUGUCAUUGGGUAUCAUAUCAUAAACAACAUGUCAUUAGGUAUCAUAUCAUAAACAACACGUCAUUGGGUAUCAUAUCAUAAACAACACGUCAUUAGGUAUCAUAUCAUAAACAACAUGUCAUUAGGUAUCAUAUCAUAAACAACACGUCAUUAGGUAUCAUAUCAUAAACAACACGUCAUUAGGUAUCAUAUCAUAAACAACAUGUCAUUAGGUAUCAUAUCAUAAACAACACGUCAUUAGGUAUCAUAUCAUAAACAUGUCAUUAGGUAUCAUAUCAUAAACAUGUCAUUAGGUAUCAUAUCAUAAACAACAUGUCAUUGGGUAUCAUAUCAUAAACAACAUGUCAUUAGGUAUCAUAUAAUAAACAACACGUCAUUAGGUAUCAUAAACAACACGUCAUUAGGUAUCAUAUCAUAAACAUGUCAUUAGGUAUCAUAUCAUAAACAACAUGUCAUUAGGUAUCAUAUCAUAAACAACACGUCAUUAGGUAUCCUAUCAUAAACAACACGUCAUUAGGUAUCAUAUCAUAAACAACACGUCAUUAGGUAUCAUAUCAUAAACAACACGUCAUUAGGUAUCAUAUCAUAAACAACACGUCAUUAGGUAUCAUAUCAUAAACAACACGUCAUUAGGUAUCAUAUCAUAAACAACACGUCAUUAGGUAUCAUAUCAUAAACAACACGUCAUUAGGUAUCAUAUCAUAAACAACACGUCAUUAGGUAUCAUAUCAUAAACAACACGUCAUUAGGUAUCAUAUCAUAAACAACAUGUCAUUAGGUAUCAUAUCAUAAACAACACGUCAUUAGGUAUCAUAUCAUAAACAUGUCAUUAGGUAUCAUAUCAUAAACAUGUCAUUAGGUAUCAUAUCAUAAACAACAUGUCAUUAGGUAUCAUAUCAUAAACAACACGUCAUUAGGUAUCAUAAACAACACGUCAUUAGGUAUCAUAUCAUAAACAACACGUCAUUAGGUAUCAUAUCAUAAACAACACGUCAUUAGGUAUCAUAUCAUAAACAACACGUCAUUAGGUAUCAUAUCAUAAACAACAUGUCAUUAGGUAUCAUAUCAUAAACAACAUGUCAUUAGGUAUCAUAUCAUAAACAACACGUCAUUAGGUAUCAUAUCAUAAACAUGUCAUUAGGUAUCAUAUCAUAAACAGCAUGUCAUUAGGUAUCAUAUCAACAACAUGUCAUUAGGUAUCAUAUCAUAAACAACAUGUAAUUGGGUAUCAUAUCAUAAACAACAUGUCAUUAGGUAUCAUAUCAUAAACAUGUCAUUAGGUAUCAUAUAAUAAACAACACGUCAUUAGGUAUCAUAAACAACAUGUCAUUAGGUAUCAUAUCAUAAACAACACGUCAUUAGGUAUCAUAUCAUAAACAACACGUCAUUAGGUAUCAUAUCAUUAACAACACGUCAUUAGGUAUCAUAUCAUAAACAACACGUCAUUAGGUAUCAUAUCAUAAACAACACGUCAUUAGGUAUCAUAUCAUAAACAACAUGUCAUUAGGUAUCAUAUCAUAAACAACACGUCAUUAGGUAUCAUAUCAUAAACAACAUGUCAUUAGGUAUCAUAUAAACAACACGUCAUUAGGAAUCAUAUCAUGAACAACACGUCAUUAGGUAUCUUAUCAUAAACAACACGUCAUUAGGUAUCAUAUCAUAAACAACACGUCAUUAGGUAUCAUAUCAUAAACAACACGUCAUUAGGUAUCAUAUCAUAAACAACACGUCAUUAGGUAUCAUAUCAUAAACAACACGUCAUUAGGUAUCAUAUCAUAAACAACAUGUCAUUAGGUAUCAUAAACAACAUGUCAUUGGGUAUCAUAUCAUAAACAACACCUCAUUAGGUAUCAUAUCAUAAACAACACGUCAUUAGAUAUCAUAUCAUAAACAACACGUCUCCUCCAGUGUGACCAGCUGGUUGAGCAGUCUGUGACUCUGUUAACCACUCUCUCUGUCUCCUCCAGUGUGACCAGCUGGUUGAGCAGUCUGUGACUCUGUUAACCACUCUCUCUGUCUCCUCCAGUGUGACCAGCUGGUUGAGCAGUCUGUGACUCUGUUAACCACUCUCUCUGUCUCCUCCAGUGUGACCAGCUGGUUGAGCAGUCUGUGACUCUGUUAACCACUUUCUGUCUCCUCCAGUGUGACCAGCUGGUUGAGCAGUCUGUGACUCUGUUAACCACUCUCUGUCUCCUCCAGUGUGACCAGCUGGUUGAGCAGUCUGUGACUCUGUUAACCACUCUCUGUCUCCUCCAGUGUGACCAGCUGGUUGAGCAGUCUGUGACUCUGUUAACCACUCUCUGUCUCCUCCAGUGUGACCAGCUGGUUGAGCAGUCUGUGACUAUGUUAACCACUCUCUGUCUCCUCCAGUGUGACCAGCUGGUUGAGCAGUCUGUGACUCUGUUAACCACUUCUCCUCCAGUGUGACCAGCUGGUUGAGCAGUCUGCGACUCUGUUAACCACUCUGUCUCCUCCAGUGUGACCAGCUGAUUGAGCAGUAUGAGCCCAUGCUGGUUCAGCUCCUGCUGCAAAUGUUGGACCCUGACUUUGUCUGCAUGGUGAGCACUGGAAUUUUAAUUUAAUUUCUUUUAAUAUAGAAAAAGGGCAUCGGGAGAGUAAUGAUGAGGGUGAAAUCUACAGAAUAAAAUAUAUUGUCAAGGCUCUGAGUUAGUAAAAAGGAAUUCAGUUAACUGACUUGCCUGGUUGAAUGAAUACUUCCGUUACCUGAAUGCUAGUGUCUUGACAGUGGGCUCUGUGGUUGUUCCUGGUUACAGAAGGUGGGGGUGUGUCCUGAGGCAGUGCGAAGGCUUCUGGGUAUGGAGCAGUGUAGCUGGGGACCCGCCUUCUGGUGCAAGGAUAUGGACACAGCAAAACGCUGCAACGUGAGUACUGACUUAGAACAUACAGUCACUAGUCUGCACUGCAACCUGAACUCUUCCUGUCCACACAGUCCAUCUCAUAGUAACAACCGCAGUGAUCAGUGUUUCAUUCCAGGAAUGACCUGAAAAAUAGUUUUAUUAUCUGUGAUAAAAAAAUAAAAAAGCAAUACAAAUGUCUGCUCUAUGAAACUGUUAUUCUGGCUAUUCAUUACGAUUGGCCCGGGAAGCAUCGCUCAUCCAGACCUGUUCUUAGUCGUGUGUCUAAAGUACUGCUGAAUAUCACCGGAUGUAAACUAAAGGAUGAAACUAUCCCUUAGGGAAGGCCAUCUCGGUCUGAUCUGUUGGUCUUGUCUGUCCUCCGGCUGAUCUGUUGGUCUUGUCUGUCCUCCGGCUGAUCUGUUGGUCUUGUCUGAUCUGUUGGUCUUGUCUGUCCUCCGGCUGAUCUGUUGGUCUUGUCUGUCCUCCCCAGGCGGUGGCACACUGCAGACGUCACGUGUGGGAAUAGAUCGGAGGAGAACGCCUACCUAAAUCUGAACCUUUGGGAAAUAUAAGGAGGAACACUAGCGCUGCUUUUAGUUUUAAAUCAAUGAAUACAUGUCACCGGUUUUUAAGGUUUUGCAGUUGUUUAAUUUAAUCGUCCGAUUUUUUUUUUUUUUUUUUUUUUGAAGGGAGUGGGUGGGGAAGCCAUUUUCAGUUUGUUGAUGGGGGGGGGGGGUGGG